AUGCUACGAAGGUUGAUCACAGCUACAGCAUUUGAUGUCGAGAAAACAAACGAAGAUAUGAGCGACAUUGAGUUUUUUUUGCGGGAGAACAAAAAAGUGAAAAAAUACUCAGACUUUCCUACGUCCCCCUGGUCACUCGGGUAUGUGUAUCUGUCUGAACACGCCCUAGUUGACAUCCUCUGGGCGAACGAAGAUACCAAGCAGCUGCUGGAGCGUAUUCUGCCUCUCAAUAAUGCUUCCAAGACUGCAAUGUAUGAGUGUGUACAGGGAACAAAAGGGGUUUUGAUACAGGCUCUCUUUUGUGACAUUGGAGACGAAGAAGACCCCAGCCAAGAACUGGAGCUUUCUCAGGGAUUUCUCAACACGACGUGUUCAAAGGCGGCCGGUGAAGACCUAACAGAUGAAGACUACGCAAACAUAAACUGGAAGAGGAGCUCCAAGCUGCUUGAAAACGUUGAGCUCACAUUCAACGAACCAGGGCGAUGCCCAUCCGCAAACACCACAACUAUCGUCGGAUGUGAUCCUGGUAUUGUUAACGCCCUUACGUUUUCCGCGCUGGACCCUCACAACCCUAACUUGCGGCAAACGGUAAAGGUGAGAAGCAGGUUCUUGUACCUCCCCGUCCUCCGCUUCAAUCACCUGUUGAACAAAAGGAAGCGUGAAAAAGGAAUGAUUGAGGUUGAGAGCGCCAUCCCUGUGUUUGGAAGGGAUACGUACAAUGAGUACUUUCAAUGGAUGAACGAGGAGUCUCAGACACAGACAGGAUCAACGAAUUUGGAUGUGCUUCAAGAGUUCUACGAGUCCAGAUGGCACCUGAAAAAAAAAUGGGACCUACGAAAGGCUCAACGAGCUACGUUCGACUACGCGGUACAGUGAGUGUUGAAGAUGCUUGGGGAUAAAGG
This is a messenger RNA of Lobosporangium transversale, 902 nucleotides long. RefSeq lists its product as hypothetical. The coding region runs from base 1 to 876 and encodes 291 amino acids. The record is from RefSeq and is a predicted model, not a curated record. The transcript is spliced from 3 exons. Lineage: Eukaryota; Fungi; Mortierellomycota; Mortierellomycetes; Mortierellales; Mortierellaceae.